AUGGAUAGAAAUAUUGGGAAUGGAAAUGGCAAUCUUCGAGUUUCAGCUGCAAAAUUGAUGAUGAAUAGUAAUUUGCAAUUCUUGAGGAGGACUCUGCAGGUUGCUAUCUCAGUCUCUCUGUUGUCUCUGUUCCUUUGCUAUUCUUCAGGCAUUUCUCUGUUUCCUCACUCAUUCAGUGUCUACUUCUCUACGUGUCUCUUUUCGAUCUUCACUCGGAGCCUUGAGAGGAAGUACAUGUUCCUCGUUUGCAAUGGAAUUCUUGCUUUUCUCGCAAAAAGCUCGGUUUCUUCCACUUCAUCAUCAACUUUUGUGGGGGAGUCUGAACUUACUGUUGACAGAGAAUUGGAGUACCAAGGAAAUGAAUCCUUGUAUGCUAGUGAUAAUCAUGAUGAGGUAAAAACUGAAGCUUUAAAGGUAGAACACGAAGGCAAUGAGGAAGAAGGAAGUUGGUCUCUUUCGAUGAAGCAAGAAAAUGAAGAAGAUGAAAUGGAGGGAAUAGAAACAGGAAACGAAGGGGUGGUUGCAAGUACAGACGAACUGAACAAGAAAUUUGAAGAAUUCAUCAGGAAAAUGAAGGAGGAGAUCAGGAUAGAAGCUCAACAGCAACUAAUUGCAGUUUAA
Ziziphus jujuba (common jujube) is the source of this 621-nucleotide messenger RNA. RefSeq lists its product as uncharacterized. The transcript is spliced from 2 exons. Bases 1 to 621 code for a protein of 206 amino acids. The record is from RefSeq and is a predicted model, not a curated record. NCBI's taxonomy places the organism in Eukaryota, Viridiplantae, Streptophyta, Magnoliopsida, Rosales, Rhamnaceae.